ACGGAGUUAAGUCGGAAAAUGUGGACCCUUUUCAAAUUUCAUCGUGUAGUCGAGUCGAAAACACAUAGGCAUUAACCAGAAAUGAAUUCCUACAGUUUUGGAAGAUCAGAAACCCUCAUCAAAUUAGCCCAACGGCUCCGCCUUGCUGAUCAGCAUAACAAUGCUGAUGUCUUGGAUGACAGCAAUAAAGUUGAAGAUUCUAAAAUUCAAGAUUCUGACGCCUCACUGAUUCCUCAAGUAGGACUCAAGCCCAGCAGAGCUGCGGUCUUGAUCUGCUUGUUUGAAGAUGAAAGGGGCAAUCUUCGUGUAAUUCUUACCAAAAGAUCUUCAUCAAUGUCCUCUCACUCGGGUGAAGUAGCUCUGCCUGGAGGUGAGUGGGAAGAGAGUGAUGCUAAUGAUGUCGACACAGCUCUGAGAGAGGCUCAGGAGGAAAUUGGGUUGGACCCCUCAGUUGUGGAGGUUGUAACGAUUCUUGAUCCCUUCCACACUAAGCGAAAUAUUACUGUAGUUCCAGUGAUAGGAAUAAUUUGGGAUAAGAGGGCCUUCAAUCCAGUCCCAAAUGCUGCCGAGGUGGAAUCGAUUUUUGAUGCUCCCUUAGAAAUGUUUCUCAAGGACGAAAAUCGAGGACAGGAGGAGCGAGAAUGGAUGGGUUGUAAGUAUUUGCUCCAUUUCUUUGAUCACCAGGACGAGAAUAAGUCCUAUGUAAUAUGGGCUCUUACUGCUGGAAUCUUGAUCAAGGCUGCAUCAGUUGUAUACCAACGGCCACCUGCUUUUGAAGAGCGUAGGCCUACAUUCUGGAACAGAAGUAGCCAUUGAAGAUAUGUGACUCUGCUAUUACCUUCUGUUUAGGCUACUUGUGAAAUUGUUGGAUGAGUUUUGUUUGUGGUGCUCUGGAUUUUAUAUGGAUCGUGGGCAAAAGUUUGAACUUGCUUAUGAGUGGAUUCUAUUUCUUUUCAA
Messenger RNA from Sesamum indicum (sesame), 957 nucleotides. Its product is annotated as nudix hydrolase 11. Gene Ontology annotation, molecular function: coenzyme A diphosphatase activity. The record is from RefSeq and is a predicted model, not a curated record. Lineage: Eukaryota; Viridiplantae; Streptophyta; Magnoliopsida; Lamiales; Pedaliaceae. Gene Ontology annotation, biological process: coenzyme A catabolic process.